UUGCAACUGAAAGCUGCAUGGAUUCAUGGAUCGGAGCUUUUUGUCUGUGACCCUUUGGGCUCAGAUUCGCAGUGUCCGCCCACCCGUCGUCGGGCCGCGGCACCCGGCCCACCGCCAUGAGUUCCAGGGUUGGAGCACCUCUUCGGCAGGCUUUGCCACCGGGUCUUUGUGCAGUUCUAGUGUUGGCAUUUGGUGCAAAUGCAAAGACGUGCUUGCCCAACGGGAUUCCUGAGCAGAAUCGACUCUAUGUGUCGAAUGCCACCGAUCAACCGAGUCCUAUCCGCUUCGUGACAUAUAACUGGGAUUCCGCCCGGGUGAUCAACCACGUGGCAGAGAUUUUGGUCUCCGAAGUCUUGGGUUUCCAUGUCUUACGAGAUCCCGGCAUCUUUUUCUGGGCGACCGAUGGCAUCUUGAAACUCGCAGGUUGUCAUGACAUGGCCUGUGCAGAGCCCAAUGCAAAUGCACCACGGGCAGAUGUCUUGUUGGAUACGUGGUUGGACACUGCGCUGUUGUUCUUUCACGAAUUCCAAGCCAAAAAUGGCCCGGUUGCUCCGGAAGACGUGGGUUCCAUGGGUUACGAAGGAAGAGAUGGACUGUAUGUUACACAGGAAAUCCGAAGGUUGGCUUUCGCUGACUCUGGCCUUCCCUUAGAAUAUUACACGAGCUACAACCUGUCCUUCCACGAACCUCAGAAAUACUUUGACACAGUUUGGAGCUUGCCCACCACUUCUUUGUUGAACUGCACUGACACCUUCUAUGGUCUACCCUUAGAAUUCCGUGUGUCCAGCGCAAUGCAGAAUUAUUUGCGGUGGACAGGAGACUCAGAAGGAGUCAUCCAGCAGAAUGGCGAAUACUUUGCAAAGUGUUCAAGUGAACUACCUGCUUUUUGGAUUGCGCCUUCAUGCCGGCAGAAUGUGUCACGAUGCAUCCCAGUGAUUUGCCAGGGGCAGGGCAAGGCAGAAGUCUUCAUGCACUGGGCGUCGGCCUACGGAAUUCCUUUGGCAAUUUCCCAUCGGACAACUGCAAGUGCCUUCACGAACCUUGUGGACCAGUUCCGGUUUCUUUUUCAGUGGUAUGAACCAGAUACAACUCUCAUCCACAAGGGGCCCACCCUGGUGAUCCUGCCCGAGUACAGCCCCAGUGCCUGGGCUGCCGGAGACUUCCGGACAAGUGCAACUUCUUCGCACAUCGCAAAGCUGGUUUCCCAAAGCCUGGAACUCUCUAGCCCAAGGGUGAGAAAGUUCAUUGAGAACAUGAAGAUCGAACUGUCACAAGUGGUUGAGCUGAUGGCACCCAAUGGCAUCUCGCAACACGAUCCGGUGACUUUGCUCACCCCCAGUGAUCUUCAAUGGAAUUCUGCCUGCAACUGGAUCAAAGCCAACGGUCACCUUUGGCAGCAGUGGAUUCCUGUAACGACAGACUGCGCCAGGGGUUUUGGCAUCGUGAAUGCCGAUGCAACUCAUGUUGCGCUUCGCAGCGAAGCUGUGGCCUGCGAGGUUUGUCCAGUCGGACGAUUUUCCACCGUCCUCUCUGACGAGAUCGGAACGACUUUCGUGUGUCGGGCGUGUGAAGCAGGUUGGCAUCAGAGUGUUGCGGGGCAAACAAGUUGCUUGCCAUGCAAUCCGGGCAGCUUCACCGCUUUGACUGGGGAGGCACUUUGCUCUCCUUGUGAGCGAGGUAGUUAUGGAAUCUCUAGCGCAGCCACCAGCUGCUUGCCCUGUUCUAGCGGAGGGAACGAGCAUUGGACAACAAGCAAGGAAGAUGAAAUGGACUUUAGAUGGAUAGAAGUGGAAGGAGCAACAUCUCAAGAUUUCUGUCACUGUCUUCCAGGAUGGCAUUUGUCCCCUGUCAGUGGAGAUUGUGAACCUUGCAUGGAUGGAUCUUCUUGUGUGGGCGGUGGAGUGUUGCAGCUGCUUCCAGGCUACUACUCUGCUAAGGGUUCACCAGGUUCGGUACUCCGUUGCUUCGGUGAUGCAGCUCGCUGCCCUGGCGGAGAUCCGGGGACCUGUGCGGCGGGGAGGGAUAGCUCCUCACCCAGUUGCAGCUUGUGCUUGCCAGGUUUGCAACCCAACGGUCCAGGCUGUGUCGAAUGCACUGGAGGAGACUAUGCUCAGCUAAUAUUCUUGGGGCUGCUGAUUUUGACUCUCACGGGGCUCUCGCACAUCGUGAUUGCAUUGCAGCAUCAGAGCAGUGGUGUGCUGCAUUUCCGACUCUUGGCCUUGGCCUUGUGCAUGAAUCAACUCAUCACUUGCUCUCAACUCUUCUCCGUGAUGGAGCAAGUGCAGGGGAUCGUCUUGGAAGAACCUUUCGUGAGUUUUCUCGAAUUCUUCUCAUUUCUAUCGUUGGAGGCAGUCCUUGGCUCGGUGCGAAGCAUCAGCUGUGUCACUCGUGUCAGUGCAGAAGUGAACUUGCUGAUCCGGACGUUGUUGAUACCAUGUUUCUUCGCUCUUGGGCCUUUGGUGGCGCAAGUGGUACUUCGAGCCAUUCUUGCCGUCCCCAAGAUCACUUUGCCAAAGACCUUUGGCUUUCUCUCCUUGCUCUUCUACAUCACCCUCUCCUCAACAUUUGUCGAGCCAUUUCGCUGCAAUUUGCAUCCCAACGGCUUGCGAACCCUACAGACGCGGCAUGAGGUCUUUUGCAACUUCUCAGGAACUCAUCUGAACAUGUGCGUGAUUAGCUUUGUGGUGUGUAUUCCACCAGUGGGUUUCCUCGCCUUGUGCUCCUAUGUCUUGUUGGUGAUGUUCCCACGUCGUGUCAAUGACGCGGAUGCUCACUUUGUGCGAACUUGCUCGUUCUUGAUCACACGCUUCAAGCCCGGCUGCGAGAACUUCACCAUCGUUUUCCUGUUCCGAAACCUGAUGUUCGUUCUUGCACCGAUGAUGCCUGCAUCAGGUUGCCUCUUUGUGAUGGGUAUCUUGUUGGUGACGAGCAUCAUAUUGGUCGCCUACUUUCAGCCUUGGCGUUCUUCGGUGGCUUCGCAGCUCGACAUAGUCGUCCAACUGAUGCUCUUGAUGAUCUUGUUGCUGAACUCCCUCACAGUGCAAGAUGUGAAUGUGCAGCUCAUCAUGAUCCUUUGCACACUUUGUGCCUCUUCACUGAUAUUUGGUAUUCUGGCGACCACGGUAUACUUCCUGGUGCAAUUUGUUGCGUCCAAGUUCCGCAAGAGGUUUGCCUUCUUCUUGUGUCAUCAAAGGGGGUCGAGCUCUGGCUUUGUGCGACUCCUCAAGAUGGAGCUGAAGAACAAAGGGUGUUCCUCUUUCGUGGAUGCUGACAACCUCACUGAUCUAUCGCAGCUCUUCCGCUUUGACCUUGCUGGAUGUGCCUUUGAUGUCACUAUGACAGGCUUGGCUUCUUGGCAGCCGUUGGACGAUGGCAGUGCUUGCAAUGAGAGAGCUAUGAGUAUGAGAGUGCAGAGUCCAGCUCAUGGCUGCCAGCUCGAGACGACAUCCAUCAUCGUCCACGGGGCUCUUGAA
Molecule: messenger RNA, 3473 nt
Organism: Durusdinium trenchii
Lineage: Eukaryota; Dinophyceae; Suessiales; Symbiodiniaceae
Source: the annotation of a GenBank genome assembly